AUGUCAUCAUCACAAAAUGUUUAUAUUCAAGAUGAUGAUAACGAAAAUCAUGAUCGUGACAACGAAAAUUAUGAUCGUGACAACGAAAAUUAUGAUCGUGACAACGAAAAUUAUGAUCACGUCAACGAAAGCAGUGGUCAUGUCAACGAAGACUAUGAUCAAAAAAGCGAAGAUGACUUUCAAUCAAGUGAAAUUAGAAGUAUAUCAUCAUCAUACCCUCAAAUUACCAAAUCUUCUUCUAAAGAAAUAUCAGGAAUAUCAAACUUAACUUCUGAGUCAACAUCGUCGUCAACAAAUAAAGUUAUUAAAACUUCAAAUCUUGUAACUCCCCAAAGACCAACUCGAAUUAAUUAUAAAUCAUUGAGCACUGGUGAAGGGAAAAGGCGCUUAGAAAAGAAUAUGAUGAAUAUGGAAUAUGUGGAGGAUGAAGAUGCCGAACAAUCUACUUCUAUAAGAAGAUAUAUUUCGGCAACAGAUAGUAGAUUAGGGAAACGAAAAGAAAGAUUUGAUGAUAAUAACUAUAAUGAGAAUGAAACUAAUGAAACUAAUGAGAACAAUAAUAAUAAGAGAGCAUGUAAUCCUCAAAUGUUUGAACCCGAUUUAGCUUUAGAUUUGGAAAUCGCGGAUUUAAUCAAUCAAAAAAAGCAAAAUUAUCCACGCGAUGCCGCAUUUCAUAUCGUGAAAUUUAUUAAUCAUCGUAAUCCAAUUGUGUGCAUGUUUGCAUUGACGCUUUUAGAUAUAUGUGUUAAAAAUUGUGGAUAUCCAUUUCACUUACAAAUUGCCACCAAAGAAUUUUUAAAUGAACUUGUAAAGAAAUUUCCAGAUAAACCACCGAUUAUUCCUAAUCCUAUUCAACUGAGAAUUUUAGGAUUUAUUCAAGAAUGGAAGUCAACUAUUUGUGUAACUUCACGUCAUAAGGAUGAUCUUCGCCAUAUUAACGACAUGCAUCGAUUACUUCUUUAUAAAGGAUAUAUAUUUCCAGAAUUGGAUGAUAAAUCCGCGGCAGUCCUCAACCCGACGGAGACGUUAAAAUCUCCUGAUGAGUUAGAGGAAGAGGAUCGAGCUGCGCAAGCAGCGAAAUUACAAGAGUUAAUUCGUAGAGGUACACCAGCAGAUUUAGAGGAAGCAAAUGAACUUAUGAAAAUCAUGGCUGGAUAUGAUCCGGAACAAAAGCCUGAUUAUAAGAUGCAGGCUAAUGAAGAAUUAGAACGUAUCCAAAGGAAAACAAUACUUUUAAAUGAUAUGCUUGAUAAUGAUUUGGUACAAGCUUGUAAAGCCGUACAACCUAAAAUUCAGAAAUUUAUUUCUGAAGAAGAAGAUUCAGAAAGUGUUGAACGUCUUUUGAGUUUAAAUGAUUUGAUCAAUACGGUUUUGAAGAGAUAUGAUGAUAUUUCAAAAGGAAUAUUCAAGGAACCAAAAGAAACGCCGCAUCCUCCACCACCGUCUACAACUGCUUCGGAUUCAUGGUUAAUUGACCUAGGAGAUGAUGAACAAAAUCCACCACAAGGACAAAUUCAAAUUUCUGAUGAUUUGCUUGGUGAUCAAAAUAUUUCAUCCUCUGAAAACAAUAAAACAAAAACAGAUCGAGCAGCUUUAUUUUCUGGUGAAACAUCAACUGGAAGAAAGUUAUUUAAUAAUUCUAGCAUAGAUAAUGCUACUCAAUUUGAGCAACAAAAUGAUAUUCGAUUACAAGAAUUAAAUUCCAAACUUUCGGCUUUACAUAAAAUCACCCUUGAUAUUCAUAAUGAAGCUAAUGAUCAAAAUAAUAUCCUUGAUAAUAUGGGUGAUUCUUUCACAGGAAUGGGUGGACCUUUAACACACACUAUUAAUCGACUGAAACACAUGACUUCUACAAGGCAUAAGCAAUACAUGUGUUAUCUAAUUCUGAUAAUUAUUGGGACAUUUUACUUGCUUUAUUACUUCUGGGGUUAUUGGACAAAUAAUAAUGGCGAGGGUAAUGAAUUAAAAUGA
Molecule: messenger RNA, 1971 nt
Organism: Diversispora eburnea
Lineage: Eukaryota; Fungi; Glomeromycota; Glomeromycetes; Diversisporales; Diversisporaceae
Source: the annotation of a GenBank genome assembly